Molecule: messenger RNA, 2175 nt
Organism: Anopheles coluzzii
Lineage: Eukaryota; Metazoa; Arthropoda; Insecta; Diptera; Culicidae
Product: beta-1,3-glucan-binding protein-like
Exons: 4
Coding region: 978-2165 (395 amino acids)
Biological process (GO): carbohydrate metabolic process
Molecular function (GO): hydrolase activity, hydrolyzing O-glycosyl compounds
Source: RefSeq, a predicted model, not a curated record
CACGAGUGAUCGAAUAAGCUUUAUUUAUAACCAAUUUUCGAAUAGUGAUGACACUUGUGUGGCCUGACUCGAACGUUGGUAAAUGUUUUAUUGGAUUUUUAUAGUUGGAGCGUUUCGGUAACAAUUAAGUUUAGGGUGGUUUUUUGAGUGGUCUCAGCUGGUAGAUACCGUUUCUUGAAUCUGCCACACUGUUUAACAUAUUACGCGACUGUUUGCAAAUUCCGUAACUUGUUCGUAAUAAUUUUACCGAAUGAUUGUUCGUUGUCGGGCGCAUGUUCGAUUGUACAGUCGUUUGUCCAGCUGUUCUGGCGGCGGUGGUGUUGCAAACAAUGCCAUUAAACUGACACCACAUCUGACGAAAAGCCGGCUGGUUGCAUUUCAUUCUCCGCUCCGAUUCUUAUCGCGUAUCCAAGCGCCCCUUCCCCCUCACUGCAACGGCCCGCUCCGCCCGUUCCGCCCGUUCCAGUUCGAUGCUAAUGAUGUGUGUAUGCAACUGACAACUCCAUUCCGAAUGAUGCACUCGUGACAGGUGCGGCGACUCAUCACCUCCUUCCCCAUCGUCAGCGUCAGCCUAGGUGCGGCGUGUCCAACAUGACACUUUCGAUAGUAAUCUGGUUACAGGUGCCGGUUGGGCAUUGUCGCAAUGCUGGUAAUGCUGGAUGCUCCAACUUUCACACGUUUGAGGCACGCUACUUCCGACACAGUACCUAGUGUUCGCGCGCCGUGAGACCUUCCGCGAAUGAUCGAUGGUGACUGGCCCGCGUGGUGGGUUCGGGUGGUGGUAAAUCAAUGCCCGGCGAGCAUAAUUAUGCUGUAAAUCUAACUGAUGCUGCCAGCUCCCACGCGUUCGUUUGCAGCUUCGAUGUGAACUUACUAUAUAAGCCCGAUGUGGACAGGGGCCCAGAAGGACAGACCGAGUUGGUGGAAGUUGAGAGUAACAUUUCUUGGAGCUGACAAGAUUAGUUCGCUGCGCUCCGAUGCACUUAUCGAUGGGUAAAUUGAGCACACUGCUGGUGGGUCUCGCAAUGGCCGGUGCCGUCCUGGGCGGAAAGACCAGCUCCAGCUCCAAAUGUCAGGAAAAGUCCCUAACGACGGCCAGCGGACUGAAGGCACCAUCCGGUCCGUUCUGUCCGGGGGAUCUAAUUUUCGAGGACACGUUCGAUGGAUUCGAUCUGGAUACCUGGCAGCACGAGAACACGCUCGCUGGCAAUACGGAUUCCGAGUUCCAGUGGUUUACCAACAACCGUACGAAUUCGUUCGUUCGCGAAGGGAACCUCUUCAUUCGACCGACGCUGACGGUGGAUGAGUUCGGGGAGCCGUUUUUGCGCUCUGGAGUGCUGAACGUCCACGGCGGCUCACCGGCAGAACAAUGCACCAAACAUUCGCCGGACGGUUGCGAACGUACUGGGUCCCACGGGCAGGUGCUGAAUCCGGUGAAGAGCGCCAGCAUUCGGACGGUCGACUCGUUCGCAUUCAAGUACGGGAAGGUAGAGGUAAGUGCCAAGCUGCCGGCCGGUGAUUGGCUUUGGCCGGCGAUUUGGUUCCUGCCGAAGGUAAACGCGUACGGCCGCUGGCCUGCGUCCGGCGAGAUCGAUCUGCUCGAAUCGAAGGGCAAUCGGGAUCUGAUUAAGAAUGGCAUCAAUGUCGGCAUCGAGCAGGUCACGUCCACGCUUAAGUUCGGUCCGAACGCGGCGUACGGUAGCGGGUACGGUGCUCCCGGCACUUCCUUCACGCGCAACUCGGAAUCGGGCAAGGGGUACCAUACCGGGUUCAAUCGGUACCAGAUGGAAUGGACGCCCGAUCAUGUAACGUUCAGCAUUAACGACAUCGAGACGGGCACGGUGAAGGUCGGUACUGGCUUUUGGCAGAAGGGCAACUUCAACAUCAGUACGCCCGGCAUCGAUAAUCCGUGGCGGUACGGCAGCAUUAUGGCCCCGUUCGAUCAGGAGUUCUACUUCAAGAUAUCGGUGGCCGUCGGCGGGUCGGAGUACUUCUCCGACGAUGACAUUAAUCCGACGCACAAACCCUGGCACAAUGGGGCACCGAACGCGAUGACCGAGUUCUGGAAUGGCAAAAAUGAUUGGUUGCCAACGUGGAAGCUGGACGAUGCCGACUCGAAGGAUGCAUCGAUGCAGGUGGAUUACGUGCGUGUUUGGGCUCUGUGAUGGAGGUUGG